GGAUGGGGGCUUUGGAUCACAGGGCUAUGGUUGCAGAAUCCCUGGAGCUUCUCCUGUUGAUGAAACACAACAAGGGGCAAGAUAGGGGAACAGGUCUAAGGAAGCAAGGAGAGAUAGACAGGGAAUCCUUUGGAAGCAGCCAGGGGUUGGGUUGCUUUGUAUGGAGUGGAGCAGCGGUGAGAAUGAGUGUGUUUUCCAUGUAAACAGCCCCUCAGUCAGUGGAGCAGCUGCCUGCGUUACUGCUGAGGAGCAGGGAGAAGCAGAAGAGGAGGAGGUGUAGAGAGGGGGACACGUUCCUUCUCCCUAAGAUAUUACGCCUCCUCUAUCUUGUUGCCUCCUACGGCUCCUUUUUUUUAAUAGUGCUUCUCCUACCACAUCGACGAAAGGUUCUGCCCGUAGAGUGUGUUCUGGUGUGCUCAAUGCAUUCCCAAAGCUUCAGCAGACCUCAGUCCAGAGAGAGACAACCUGUGGCUGUUGUGACACACAUGGGUGACUGAGAUACAGAAAAGAGACACAUUGAGACACCCACUGCAGUGGAACACAACAAGACAACUCUCUACAUUCCUCGGUUGUUUCAUCUCAGCUGAAACCAUGGAUUCGACCAUGGCCAAAACCACCGCUAGCUUUCUCUCCACUGUCUCCAGCAUGACCCCCACCUCCAUGACCUCCCUCCUCGCCGUUACCACGGACGCAAGGAUGGAACGGGACAAUUUCACCGCAUCGCGAACAACACUCAUGACCAGUACCAUUACUAUAACAACAACCAACGAGACAAGCUACAACGCCACCAAGCUGCCAGAGGUGGCGUUAGAAGGCUCGGGGAUGGGCAUGGUGCUGGUGCCCUUUGGCAUCAUCACUGUAAUUGGCCUGGCAUUGGUCAUGAUGUUGUAUAUCAGGAAACGGAAGAGACUGGAGAAGCUGAGGCACCAGCUGAUGCCCAUGUAUAAUUUUGACCCGGCAGAGGAACAGGAUGACCUGGAACAGGAACUACUGGACCACAAUCGGGACAGCAACCUCACAGAAUCCAAUAACAAGACUCUCACGACCUCCCAGGGGAUGACGCAGAGGCCCAGUCGCCUGGUCUUCACAGACGUAGCCAACGUUCUCAAUGCAUAACAGCACUCUUCCAUGCAUGAGGGGACUGGGGGGAGUGGGGACUAGCUGUCCCAUCAUAGAGAUCUGUCGCUCAGGAAAAAAAAGGAAAACUGGAUUGAAGCCCAUGGAAACAGACUGAUGUUUGGAKUAUGUUUUUCAGGGUGGGCUAUAAGGGAAUUCUGAUGUUUUAGUUGUAGCGUAGUCUUAUUUUCAUUGUCUACAGUUUAUAACUUGUCUUCAGUGACUACGGUGGGAUAUAUGGGGAAAUGAUGCGAGUAAUGAUUUUGCACUGGUUGUUAUUGGUUGCACAAAUACUUCCAAGUGUGGUGCAUUGUUGGAUCGCUCUCUUUCUCUAUAGUUAAGUGAUAUUGGUGGCAGAAUUGCUGGAACUCCCACCUCCUUCUCUAAUGAGAACUUUGUCUCGAAUGUAUUAUUUAUUUCCACAGGUUUGUAUUUUGCUGCUAAAUGUAGACAACCACAUUUGACAAGUGACUCCUAUAAAACGGUUUUGCUAAAUGUUGAACUGCUUCCAUAAUGGUGGUGGACUGGAGACCUGGACAUUGGAAAACUAGAACACAACAUCAGGAGAUCUGGAGAACUAUUACUGCUGCAGGACAAUGCCUGGGGAACUGUAACCCACCCAGUGUACACUACUAUACUGUAAUGUACCCACACACGUCCAAAAUGUGUCCUUCAGCACUUACGCCUCUAUGGGAACUCUCCAUUUGCCCUCAGAGUAGUACUAGUAGUGUGUUUCCUCGAUAACAAGUAAUAAAGCAGCUGCAUUGGUUUCUAUACACUAAAACAGAGUAUUUAAACCACAGUAUUUUGACAACCACUUAUUGUGCUACAAUUUUUUGAUGAACACAUGACAAACAAACAUAUGUGAACCAUUUAUUGGUAACAGAAAGACCAAGUAGCACCUCUAUACUCAAUGAAGCGAGACAGAUCAGAGGCAAAUUAGAAAACAGCCUCUUGAGUUGUGUAUUCAAGUUCAAAUGGAUUGAAAUCAAAAAUAAAUCAAACAAUAUAUGAAAGACUAAAAUGAAAAGGGAGACUUUUUCAUUGAUCGCAAACACAAAAAAGAUUAAAGCUGGAGAUGUUACAAGAUAAGAGAACCUAACUACUCUAUUCAAUAUUKAAAAACCCUCAUACAUAAAGCAUAACAACAAGUACAUGAAAUAAACUCCUCAAAUAUUUA
This is a messenger RNA of Salvelinus sp. IW2-2015, 2296 nucleotides long. RefSeq names its product calglandulin. Gene Ontology annotation, cellular component: myosin II complex. Lineage: Eukaryota; Metazoa; Chordata; Actinopteri; Salmoniformes; Salmonidae. Gene Ontology annotation, molecular function: calcium ion binding. The record is from RefSeq and is a predicted model, not a curated record.